This is a messenger RNA of Echinostoma caproni, 1407 nucleotides long. The record is from the annotation of a GenBank genome assembly. Lineage: Eukaryota; Metazoa; Platyhelminthes; Trematoda; Plagiorchiida; Echinostomatidae.
AUGGAGUCGCAAGCACCUCCAAUUGAAGACGCUAACGUUUGGGGCUUGGUUAGCUUAAAAAAAGGCAACAAGCGCAAACAGCAAAAAGUGCUCAAUGAUCUACGUCGCGAGACAAAAGUCUUGGAGGCAGUUGAUGAAAUCCAAAAUGAGAAGAAAAAUCGAAGAGUUGCUUUCCGGGGAGUUAAACGGCAGUUGACUCUGUGGAAAGGCCCUGUACUGAAGAACAGGUUGGCCGAUCAACUGAUUUUUCCACUGAACGACAAUUCGGUAACCUUCGUCAACUCCGAAGAAGAUCAACUUUUAAGAACUAAGGAACAUAUAAAAGACUCAAGGAAAGACUCUGAAUCUCUCCAGGGUCAACUGUAUGAAGCAAUCUAUCAUAGAUCUAAAAGUGUUUUGAAACCGCGGCUAGCGGAUAAAAUAGGUGCCGAAGUUCGGAAAAAGUUAUUAGAGAAAAUUAAUCAACGUGAUAAAGAAAGGUUUAUCGUUGCUCGCUCUGCCGCCCAGAAUAAACGUCAAAAUAAAAUCAAAAGCAAAACUUUCCACCGACAUCAGAAAAGGCGGCUUCUGAAAGAGUUUGAGAAAAACAUGGAGGAUAUGAGAAAGAACGAUCCAAAGGCGUUCGCUGAACGAAUAUUACAGGCUGAAGUUAACAGAGCCAAGGAACGUGCUAGCUUGCGUCAUCGUGGCGGAAGUAAAUUUGCUCGACUGCAAAAACUUCGAGCAAAAUACGAUACAGAAGCCCGCAAUGCUGUCGCCGAAAUGAAUGAACGUUCUCGAGAACUGACGAAGAAAAACGAUUUGGAUGAUUCAUCUGAUAGCGAGGAUUCUGACAUUGAUGUCACUUCAGAAUCAGAAUCUGAUUCGGAUGCUUCUUUGUUUGAUGAGAAUCAUUCUUCAGAGAAAGAAGAUGAAGACGAUACAAAGAAACUUCUGUGGUGGCGUUCGGCUAAUGAUACUACAGAGAGUGAAACCAAAGUACACAAAGCACAACAACCCACAGUGCUAUCAACUUUGGCAGCUGAGAGCGUGUUGGAACGCUGUGCUUCUAGUCAGCCCAUGAAUUCUGUCGUCGAACAGAUGGAACAAGCGGAACCUGAGGCAGAUGCGCUUGAUCCCGAUGCUGACGGCUUUUACCGUGCCCUGGAGGAGACCUGCGCCACAGAUCCGGGACUUCAGGACCAAUUUGCCAAAGAAAAAGCCGAGGCCAUUGAAGAAGAAACACCGAAAGACUUGGACACAUUCCUUCCCGGUUGGAAUGCUUGGACCGGACCGGGAACGGAAGCUGCAGACGAGGAAAGACGUAAAAAGCAUAUUAUACCGGCUCCCAAAGUGCGUCGCAAAGAUGCGAGUAAAUCACACGUGCUGAUUCGUCGGCGGGUGAAUAACGAGUUUAAAGAACAUUUG